AACAGAUACAUUUUUUAAAUGAAAAGUUACACCUAUCCGGUGGUUGAAAUUUUUCUACCACACAAUUUUCGAAAAUUUUCGAGUACCGAUCCAAUAGAAAUUGAAGAAGAAUUGAAUAAAAAUGUACAGGUGAUGGAUUCUCAACACAGAUUUAUGUGAAAGAUAUGAAUUUCAACUACACUUAUGACGGAAAUAGAGCAAAUCACAGUAUCUGUGAUACACUUGAUGCACUAACUUCACGAGCAGAAGUAGCAGAUACUGACACUAAAAAACAUAUUUUUAAUACGACUUCUACUACUCCUACAGUUGCUUCGACUCCUUCAAAUAAAGCAACUGCCACUACCGAUUCCUGCAGCAGCCACAACACUAUUAACAACAAUCCUACCGAGAUGAACAUGAAUACAGACUGUCAGCGUAAUAACACUCUGAAUCCAAUAUUCAACUUUUGGCGUAAUUCUACCCGACGUUCAGGGAAUUGGGGUAGUCGUACUGGCACUAAGAAAUCAUUUGUAUGGAAGUAUUUUUUCCAUCCAGAAUUACAUAUGGGUACAAAAGAUUUAACGCAUACUCAGUGUAUUCUUUGUGAUAGUCUGUUGGCAUUCAACAAUUCUGGUACAACAACAACAAUGUUAAAUCAUUUAAAAAGUCGACACAGUGAAAUAGUUCAGCAAGAAUAUCAACAAUCAAAAAAAUCUCGUUGCGGUCUGUUAACAUUACGUGAAAUCAAUAAAAUGACUAAAGUGAAUUACAAUUUACUGAAUGAUGAGAAGAAAUUGGUCAAUUGGUCAGUGUCAUCUGCAGCACCAAUUAUCACAACUUCAUCAUCCCCAUUGUGUAAGCGUAAUUAUCCUUUCUUAUCAACAAGACGUGGUCAACGUGGACGACCUCCUGGUUCGUGUAGACAUCUUGAUUAUUCCAUCACUAAUAGUAAAUUAAGUCAAAAUAUGAAUGAUAGUUUAAAUUCUAUGACUAAACUUCAUAAUUCUACUAUUAAUAAUGAUGUACCUUUGUGUCAUUUGUCUGCUGACCAAAUGGAAGCAUGUACAUCAAACUCAUCGUUUAAUUUAGUCAAUGAUAAGUGCAUAUAUUCACCAGAUCUCUUCUGGACAGUUUCAAAUGAAUUUUCCACAUUGAAUAAUCCAAAGUUAAUAAAUACAACAUUGCCAGAAAUGGUGAAUAGUGAAUCAACACCACCCAAUGAAGCAAUGCGUACACACAUGCCAGUAUCAACCACAUUCACUUCAGGACUAGGCAAUUUUAGUUUACAUAAUCCACUGCCUAAUUCAUCGAAUUCAGAUAAAGGAUUAUUUUCUGAAUUAUUUACAAAUUAUCUUUCAUCGUUAACGUACAACUUUUCGAAUAUGCAAUUGAAUCUAUCAGAAUUAGCUAAUUUAUACUUGACUGAACUUUACAAACAAGUUAACUAUCAGUCAUCAAUUCCAGUCAAUACUAAUGAAAACUUAAAUUCAUGCUCUCAUAAAUCUUCAAUGAAUGAUUUUACCACCCCGUUAGAAUUAUCCUCAAAUGAUACAUUUAAACAAAAAGUUACUGUGAAUGAAAAUGAAUUACAAAACGACCGAUUAAAGACAAUUAUGAAUAGCAAAUAUUCGAAUAACUCAUCAUAUCCAUUAACAGAUCUUUCUAUAAAGUCUAGUCAACCAGUAUCUGCAAUGUUUAAUACAAUGGAUAUGAACGAACCACUUGAUCUAAGCUUCAAUACAUACAGACAGCAAUGUCAGCAACAAGAAAAAAUGAUAGAAAAUUUGUAUAUUACAUCGUGUAAUAAAAAGUCGCCAUCUAUAAUGGAUGGCUAUGAUAACAGUACUACAGACGAAAAUGGCAGUUCAGCAUCUGCAGAAUUUGCUCCAAAUGAAGACUUCUAUCAAAAAUCUCCGAAACAAAUUUCAGACUGUUUAUUAUCGAUGAGUGAAAAUCCUGUUAAUCAAAGAGGCUGCGCAAGUUCAGAGACACAGCAUAAUGAAUCCAAAUCAGAGCAGCUCAGCUUUAUUCCCUGGCACAACAUAUCAACUUCAAAUGUUUCUACCAAAAGUGAAGCUGCCGACAACCAACAUGACAAUAACCAAUUUCACCGUUUGAAAUCAGAAAUGAGUGAAUGUUUCAUGUGUUCUACUCCGCGUUUAACCAACGCCUAUUCACCAUCUCAUUUUUGUUCUUCAUGUGAAGAAUUUCAUCAUCGUCUAGCUUACUUCCUAAUAACAGAUUUUCAUCCACCCAGCAUUCUAGACGAAGAAGGCUUCAAGAUUUUAAUUUCAAUACUGUGGGAUAAAUUUCGGAAGGCGAAUGAAAAUAUCAAUUAUAAUUUGGAGUUCAAUUUCCUACCGUCUUCACAUUUAAUGGAAAAUAAAAUAUUAACUCAUCUUUAUCAAACAACAAGAUUACGAAUUGACAAUAAGAUAAAAAAUACAAUUAGAUUGCAAUAUUCAAAAGAGUUAAUUAACAUUCCAAAUAUUAACAUUUUUCUGAAGUUUUGGUCUUUAAGCCAACCGAAUAAUUUGAGCAAAUUAUCCUUUGAAUAUGUUGAUGUAGAACUACAUUUCUGCGCAAAUAUUAAACAUACUUAUAAGAGAGAUAAUAUAUUCUAUGGUACUUUUGAAAUAACUGAAAAUCAGACGAUAAGCAAAAUUCUGGAACCCUGUUGGAACUUGCUUUGUUCAAGCUUUGAUUCACAGUAUACUCAAAUUUUAUCAGAAUGGCCUUUCAUUAUAUUAACAAACUGUUCCGAAUAUGUGCUAUCAAAUCUUAAAGAAUCUUUUCUAAUUUCAAAAUGCAUUAUCUUACCAUGUGUUGAUGCUCAUAUGAACAAUGCUGCCCAAUGCGCACUAUGUUUACCACCGAUAAAGAUUUUUCUAAGAAAUCAACACAGUGUACGUCAGAAGUUAGACAGAAACGUGGAAAUGAUAAAUAAAUCAGCUUCACAAACCAAUGAUAUGAAACAGCAGACAGAUGAAACAAGUCUAACAACAUGUCUACCGAACGUCUUGAAUCUGAUUAAAUGGACGCAGUCAAGCCUUCAUUUAAUACUUGAUUUUAACGAAUUGGAUCUAAAGCUGGGGAAUAGGAUCGUGGAAUUAAUUGAGGUUGUACAAAAAGCAGAAAGAAUUUGUGGACGGAAAUUAUUAUCCUUCACUGCAUCAAUGAUUCGACCAAUGCUAGGAAAUUUAUAUUCAAUGCACACAGAAGGGAUAAGUGAAGAUCUGUCGGAUCAAUUUUAUGCAACUAUGAUUAACUACUUGAAAACAACCUAUAAUGGAAAUAAUCUGUUGAACGAGUUUCUUAUCAUCUCAACAUUUCUUGAUCCACGUUUUAAGCGUUCAUUAAGUAAGGGUGAAUGUGAAACAGCCGUAAAUAUCUUGAAAACAAAAUCAGGCAAUACUGUUUGCAUUGUUUCAUUGACAGAUACAAUCCCUUGAUACUUACAACCAAAAACUGGGAAUAAAUUCAGAAAUAAAUUAUACAGAAGAAUUUGAACACUUCAUUAGUGAGUACUUAAAUGAGAAAUCUACUGAUAUUAACGAAAAUCCCCUGGAAUGGUGGAAUAAUCAAAGUGAAAGAUCAGAAAAGUAUGAUAUAUUCAAGAGUUUGGCAUUAUAUUAUCUAUCGGUUCCAGUGAACGCGUUAAAUCACAAUGAAGAUGAUAAUUGUAGAAAUUAUUCGAAUAAACAGACUGUAGAUGCUCUCUCUACACAACCUGAAAAAUUAUUCAACAAUCGGAAUUCUACUGUACAAACAAACUUAAUGAAUCAAGACACCAGAAAUGAAAUAUGCCAAGAAAAAGAAUCAUGUGUACAUUUCAAUCAGUACUAUCAACCGGAUCAUUCUAUUGAACUAUGGUCUCGUAUUGGAAGAAAAUUUAUUCCUAUUUAUAGGUUCUUAAGGAAAAACUGGGACGUUGUUGACAAACAUGAUGAACAGAGUGAUGAAAAUGUGCACAUGUGAAUUAUCUCACAAGGAAAGCAUUCAGAGGAAUUUAUUUGUACCAGAUGCAGUUGACUGACAAACAAAAAUACUGUACUACCAAUGAUGCAGUUUAUAAAGAAAUUGCUUCUUUUUUUAUUAUUUGUUUUAGGAAGAAUAUAUACUUCUUUUAUUAAUCUUAUAUUACACUGUCGGACAAUUGAGAUUAAAAAGUAUUACACAACGCGUAUUCUCUUCUAUUGUGUGUGUUUUUUUUUACAGAUAGUAAAAAUACUGAGAAGAAAUAUUGUAUUUCAUUACCCUAUAGAAAUUAUGAUAUUCAUUAAACACAGACCAAUUUCCAUAUCACAUUGUAAUUAAUCCAAAAAGAGAGAAACAAUAACUAUAAGACUUUUAAAAACAAAGAGUACAAAAGAUAACUGAUAAAAUCUACACAAAAAAAAUAAAAAAUAAAAAUACAGAAAUAAUAUUCAAAACAUAUUCAUAACAUAAUAUUCAUUAUGUGGAACUGCAAGUUUCACCAUUGUUUUGUUUUUCUUGGUGUAUUCUGACUCUCUUCUAUGUUCAUUCACAUUUUCAUCAUAAAUCAGUAAUUACUCAUUGUCAUUGUGUAAUACUAAUAAAAAUUCCCUCAAAAGUGAAUUA
Trichobilharzia szidati is the source of this 4581-nucleotide messenger RNA. NCBI's taxonomy places the organism in Eukaryota, Metazoa, Platyhelminthes, Trematoda, Strigeidida, Schistosomatidae. The record is from the annotation of a GenBank genome assembly.